UCCAUUUGCGCCAUUUGCGACAGCAUGGCAGACUGUACACGUAAGUUGAGUAAUACAUUGAUAACUGUUUGAAAACCAGUUGCUUCUUUAUUUCAGAUCAAGAAUAAUCCUUGUACAGAAUGUUAGCCAGCGUUUUCAAGUGGUUGCAUCGGAUCGUUCAUGGAAUUUGAGUUUGAAUUUACAUAAAUGGUCAUUUCAGAUUGGAUGUUGGGUUGUUCGACCUCAAUCAGGUGGUAUAUAGAAGAUUACGCUCAGCAGGGAGAUAAAAUUUAUGAAGAAGCAUUUACAAGCUGAAGGUCCAGAUCCUUCAGAUAUUGAAGCAAUGAAGCUAGAGAUUGCAGAAUUGAAACAAAAACUUGAAUUGCUGGAAACUGAAAAUGCAGAGCUAAAACGAAGCUUAAAUCAUCAUCAACAACAACAGCUGACUCCAGUAACUGGAACAAAUGAUGGGAAUACAACGAAUUAGGAACACAAAACAACAACAACA
Trichobilharzia szidati is the source of this 487-nucleotide messenger RNA. The record is from the annotation of a GenBank genome assembly. Lineage: Eukaryota; Metazoa; Platyhelminthes; Trematoda; Strigeidida; Schistosomatidae.